Molecule: messenger RNA, 2489 nt
Organism: Phascolarctos cinereus (koala)
Lineage: Eukaryota; Metazoa; Chordata; Mammalia; Diprotodontia; Phascolarctidae
Source: RefSeq, a predicted model, not a curated record
AUGGCGCGGGGGUGCCCGUUUGAAUCUAUGACAUUCAAAGAUGUGGCUGUGGAAUUCACCAGGGAGGAGUGGGUAUACCUGGGCCCUUCUCAGAAAGAGUUGUACAGGGAUGUGAUGCUGGAGAACUAUAAGAACUUGGUCUGCCUGGGAGAGAAACCUUAUAAAUAUAAUGAAUGCAGGAAGGCUUUCAGUAUUAAGGUGCAACUGAUUUACCAUCAAAGAAUUCACACUGGAGAGAAGCCUUAUGAAUGUGAUGAAUGUGGGAAAGCCUUUGGUAGGAGGGCAGUAGUUACUCGACAUCGGAGAAUUCAUACUGGAGAGAAACCUUAUGAAUGUAAUGAAUGUGGAAAGGCCUUCAUUGUGAGGUCACAGCUUAAGAUACAUCAGCGAAUUUAUACUAGAGAAAGGCCUUAUGAAUGCAAUGAAUGUGGAAAGGGUUUCCCUCAGAAGAAAUACCUGCUUGUACAUCAGCGAAUUCAUACUGGAGAGAAACCUUAUAAAUGUAAUGAAUGUGGAAAGGCCUUCUAUGUAAAGGUAGACCUGACUCAGCAUCUGAGGAUUCAUACUGGAGAGAAACCUUAUGAAUGUAGUGAAUGUGGGAAGGCCUUUAUUGUGAAGACACAGCUUAAGGUGCAUCAGAGAAUUCUUACUGGAGAAAGACCCUAUGAAUGUAAUGAAUGUGGGAAGGCCUUUAUUAUGCAGUCAGGUCUUUCUCAGCAUCAAAGAAUUCAUACUGGAGAGAAACCUUAUACAUGUAAUGAAUGUGGGAAGGCUUUUAUUAUGAAGUCAGGACUUUCUCAACAUCAAAGAAUUCAUACUGGAGAAAAACCUUAUGAAUGUAAUGAAUGUGAGAAGGCCUUCAGUAAUAAGAUAUCUCUUACUCAGCAUCAGAGGUUUCAUACUGGAGAAAAACCUUAUGCAUGUAGAGAAUGUGGGAAAGCCUUCGCUCUGAGGAAACAACUUACUGUUCAUCAGACAUUUCACACUGGAAAGAAUCCUUAUGAAUGUGAUGAGUGUGGGAAAGCCUUCAGUCAGAAAAGUUCUCUUAUGAGACAUCAGAGAAUCCAUACUGGAGAGAAACCUUAUGAAUGUCAUGAAUGUGGGAAGGCCUUCUAUAUGAAGGGAGAAUUUACUCAGCAUCAAAGAUUUCAUCCUGGAGGGAAGCUUUUUAAUUAUAAUGAAUGUGGGAAGGCCUUCAAUGUGAGGUCAAAACUUACUCUACAUCAGAGAGUUCAUACUGGAGAGAAACCUUAUGAAUGUAAUCAGUGUGGGAAGUCCUUUAGUCAUAAGAUAUCUCUUACUCAACAUCAGAGGUUUCAUUCAGGAGAGAAACCUUAUGAAUGUAGAGAAUGUGGAAAGGUCUUUACUUUGAGGAAACAACUUACUGUUCAUCAGAAAAUUCAUACUGGAGAGAAACCUUAUAAAUGUAAUGAAUGUGGGGAGGCCUUCAGUCAUAAGAUAUCUCUUACUCAGCAUCAGAGGUUUCAUACUGGAGAAAAAACAAUGACUAUAAUGGCAAAUCCUAUUUAAUGUACUAAAUAUAGAAAGGCUCUUCAUGUAAAUGCAGAACCUAUUAGACAACUAACUCUUCAUCAUAGAAUUCAUACUGGAGAGAAACCACAUGAAUGUAGUAAAUGCCACAUUAUAUCAUUGUUUAGUGUUUACUAAAUGUCAGAAAACUGAGGAGGAAGCCUAUAAGUGUAAUAAAUGUGGAAUGUCCUUUUUUGAGUUUUCUAGUCUUUCUGAGCAUUAGAGGAUUCAUGCUGGAGGGAAAUCUCAUGACUGGAAUGACUGUAGAAAGGCAAUCCGAGGAGACAGUUUAAUCAAUACCAGAACAUUCGCAAGGUUUAGUAGCCAUAUGACUGUGAUGAGUUAGUUACAUCCUUUUUAAAAAUUAGGACAAAUCCUCUAAAGAUAAGCAAAUUCAUACUAGAGAGAAACCUUAGGAUUGUCACGAAUAUAGGAAUACAUUCACUGUAAGGUAUCACGAGUAAUAUUCUUUGUCCUUGAGAAUAUGUCUCUCCAAGGCUUCAAAGUACCCUGUUGUUGUGUGUCUCCUUCAUUGCCUGGGUAUAGCUGAUUAUUAUGAUCUGACAACUGACUCCUUCACUUGAACUGGUUAUAGUCAAAAGUCCAUAACCUGAGCCUUUCUUUGACAAACUGGCAGCAUGCUACCUUAACGGGACCAGGUGUGUUUCCAUGCAUUCCAGUUUUCCUUAAGGGAUGUCAAUCUCUGUAUGAUUAAUUAUUUUUACAAGAUUUAAAUUCUUUGGACGUAUGGAACUGAUCUAAUAAAAGACAGUUUGUUUGAGACACAGAGGAUUAAAAAAAAAAGCACACCUAGAUAUUGACUUUGGAGACUUUUGAGUUUUGUCUAUAGAUGUGAGUGUGAAAGCUUGCAAAAACAUUUGUUUUAGUUGGCUUUAUGUCUGUUUAUAUGUAAUUGAGUCAAUUGAAAGCAAAUUAAAUUAGAGUCCAUUUUAAAGUAA